CGUGUAAAUUGGUUUUUGGGAAGACCGAGGAGAAGAGACUACAGGGAUAAUCUAAAGGGCGACGACAACAACAAUGGCUUUCUCUCCUAAUCCUCUCUCUCUGAGCGUCCCCGAUCCUGCUUUCGAGUCUUGGCUCCGAGACUCCGGCUACCUCGAGCUCCUCGAUCAUCGCACAUCCGCCGCCGCUUCCUCCUCUGCAUCCGUACCAUCCUCAGCUGCCGCAACUUCCUCUGCCUCCGACGAUAUCGUUUCCUCCAUUACAGCUGGUUUCUUCGCUUCUCUCUUGUCUCGGCUCGUCACUGUCUCUUCUCUUCUGACUAUCAACCCUUUCUCCAAGCUCUCCGCCGAUGACUUUUCCGGAGAUACGCCUCCGUGGACCACUGGUUUCUUUGGCAAUUGCGACUCCUAUUCGUUCCCGUCGUCUUCUCAGCAAGCGAGGAUGAGAGUCCAUGAGAAUAUCAAACGAUUCGCGAGGAACUACGCUACGCUCUUCAUUGUCUUCUUCGCUUGUGCUCUGUAUCAGAUGCCACUUGCAUUGGUGGGGUUGUUAGCAAGCUUAGCACUUUGGGAGCUGUUCAAGUUCUGCAGUGAUAGAUGGAAAUUUGAUCGUCACCCUUCCAUGAGGAAAUUCUCAAUCGGUAUUGGCCAAUGUGCGACUGCAGUUCUUCUGACGUUUUUGAAUGUCCAAAUGGCUCUUUUCUCUGCUCUUGCGAUCAGUUAUUCAGUUAUGAUAUUGCAUGCUGGAUUCAGGAAGCUCACGCCAUCCAAGAAACCGUCUCGAGGAAGAUAACCCGCAUCCACGAGAGUUUUGGAUUUUGUUGUGCGAUUCAUCUGCAGUUUUGGAAAUCAAGCGAUGUAGUGUUGCGUAGCUUAAAACUCAAGACAGAGGCAGACUGCUAUUUACAACAAUAGCAGCUAGAUGGUAGAUUAAGAAAGUGUGAAUGUUAGACCAUCUUGAAACAAAAACAAAACAAAAAAUCACACAUUGUAGUAAAUAAAGGGAAAAUAUAUGAAUGGUGUGUACUUA
Molecule: messenger RNA, 1027 nt
Organism: Capsella rubella
Lineage: Eukaryota; Viridiplantae; Streptophyta; Magnoliopsida; Brassicales; Brassicaceae
Product: PRA1 family protein H
Exons: 4
Coding region: 74-790 (238 amino acids)
Biological process (GO): vesicle-mediated transport
Cellular component (GO): endoplasmic reticulum; Golgi apparatus
Source: RefSeq, a predicted model, not a curated record